This is a messenger RNA of Anarrhichthys ocellatus (wolf-eel), 5433 nucleotides long. RefSeq names its product IKAROS family zinc finger 2 (gene ikzf2). Gene Ontology annotation, molecular function: DNA-binding transcription factor activity; RNA polymerase II cis-regulatory region sequence-specific DNA binding. Lineage: Eukaryota; Metazoa; Chordata; Actinopteri; Perciformes; Anarhichadidae. Gene Ontology annotation, biological process: regulation of transcription by RNA polymerase II. The transcript has 8 exons. The coding region runs from base 1335 to 2927 and encodes 530 amino acids. The record is from RefSeq and is a predicted model, not a curated record.
AAACUGAGCGAGAGAAACAUACGCGCGUGAAUCGGUUUCCUGUGGGCUAUUAACUAUCCAUUCUGUUGCUGCUUUAAUGUAGCCUGUAGCUAUUCAAUAUCAUUCGACUAAACGGGCUAGAGGCGCUUCAGAGCUGCUGGAGGCGCAUGUCUGCGGCAGACAAGGAGCGUCUGUCGGAUGAAUGGAAAGCCAGACGGGCUCCGCUGUAGACUGCGGUGAUCGGAUAACCUGUUGAAUUGAAGCUGUCAGUCAGCCGUGCGGCCGACACAGCCAGAAAUCCCUUAACACUAGAAACAAAAAAAAAACACAGCGCUUUAUCACAACAGCAACAAAACUGACUUCACGGUUUUUCAGCUGAUGGUUAUUUCCAGUGAUGGAAUGUUUUCAUGCCGGGUAAAUGCACCCUGUCCUCGCGGCUCAACCCGUCUGCGCGUCCGCAAAAUACAGUUCUUUCUUAUUAGCUGCUGACACAUGUGAAUGCGGCUGUGGGAAGUCAUGUUGUAGACAUACUGGGAAGGAAGUAGUGUGAAAUAUAAAUCGAGAAAGAUGGAAAAAAUACUUUUCGUAUCUGAAUUGUCUGGCACAUUGUUGGUCGUAGCGUUCCUUGAAGGUAAGAACAUGCGGCAGUUCAUUUGACACUACACCGCACGUAUACGCGCGAGGCUCUGCCGGUCCGACCUUGAGUCACAUCUCCACACUGGCUGCCCACGGAUUUCCAGUUUCGUGGUUGUUGAAAAUAGCUUGGCUGCUCCCUGCCGCUAUGGCUAAUUCCUUAGGAACCGGUGGAUCCAGUUUGAUCCAUCCCUCUCCUUUAUUUCCCUUCGCCAACUUGUUGAGUCUUCGCCCCUCGGUGUUCCUAUUGUAAAAAAAAAAGUGCGACGUGUACGGCUCGUGUAGUUACAGUGCGACUUCUGGAGAAAUGUCGUUAGUUUGAAUCAUACGGGUGUAGGGCUCGAUGAGACGGUGUCGUUGUCAACUUUUCAAGUGGAAAACUCGACUAGGACGCGCGCAGAAGAGGCUUUGAGGCAGCAACAGUCACAGUGUAGGAAACUGUAGAUGCGCUCCUCCUUAACUUUUCUCUGCCUUUUUCUGAAUCUGCUCGGAUUAAUUAUCAGAUACUCCUUUCAUUGGAGUGUAAUCGUUGUUGAAACAUGCUGGCUUGAAAGACAGUUUGUCAUACGAGAGAUCACUGGACGACAUAGAUCAUUUUGACUUUUUUUGUUUCAUUAAAGGGAGGUGGAGACAACUUUACCACCCCUCCCUCGUCCUUUACUGAAAUUACCAACUAAAUUUGCACAGGGGAGACGCUUGAAGCACUCCCUGCAGCACUUGAAAUGGAGGCUCCCGAUGGCUACUGUGCUAGUAACGGCCAAUGCUCUCCCGGUAAGGAGAACUCAAGAAUGCUGGCGGCUGUGUCAACACCUAAUGGACGGACAGUACCUCAGGUUCCUAAUUCCCCAAGUGAACUGGAAAUUAAACAGGAGGAAGAAACAGCAGAGGAGGCUGACAACAGAAGCCCAGCAGAAAUAAGCCAAACAGAGGAGGAAGGAGUAGCAUUGGAAGAAUCCAUGACUGACAGCCCAAGCAACAUACAAGAUGGAUUAUCUGAGACAAACAUGACAGCUGAUUUAGGAAGUCGACAAACACACGGUGACAGGCCGUUCCAAUGCAACCAGUGUGGCGUCUCAUUCACCCAGAAGGGAAACCUGCUAAGACACGUCAAGCUGCAUACAGGUGAAAAACCCUUCAAAUGCCCCUUCUGCAGCUACGCCUGCCGGCGGCGUGAUGCCCUCAGCGGGCAUUUGCGCACUCAUGCUGUUGGCAAACCACACAAGUGUAACUUCUGUGGGCGGAGCUACAAACAGCGCACUUCUCUGGAGGAACAUAAAGAGCGCUGCCAUAGUUACCUGCAUGGUAUCGGCUUGGAUCCGAGCGCCAACACUGGCCCUUACACAGGUAAGGUCCCUAAAGACCCAAGGCCCAUGGCGGAGCCCAACACCAUGCCUACCUUUGAUCGGCCACCUGUCAUUGAAAGACUGCUCAGCAACGUGGGCAAGAGGAAGAGCACCACGCCUCAGAAAUUUGUGGUGCCACUAUUUCAUGCAGGUGAAAAGAUGGUACGCUACAGAUACCCUGAACUAGGCUAUGAGAUGGGCCUUAAGUAUGAGAAGCAGGCUGAACUGAUGUCGGCCCACAUGAUGGACCAGGCCAUCAGCAAUGCCAUCACAUACCUGGGAUCGGAAACUCUUCAGCCCAUGCUCCAUCAUCCGGGUCCCCCUCUCUCUAUGCCUGAAGGGGUGCCUAUGGUCAACCCCCUCUUCCACCAUGCCCUGCCAUUGGGCCAACGAACAGAUCAUCCAGGAAACUAUGACACGCUGAAACCUCAGCAUCUUCAGCCCCUUCAGCCCCAUGACUUCCCCAGCCAUCCCACCACUAAUGGCCCAACUGCCUUAUCCAGGCUGGGCAAGCUGCACCAUGCAGGGCAAGAAGAAUCUCCCAACAACAGUGGAAUUGACUCUGCUGACUCAGCUCGCAGCAGCCCUCGUGAGAGGCAGGGACACCAUGGGAGCAACCCCAUUCCCGGCCUCAGUUCUCGAGCCAGUCCAGCGGUGGGCUAUUCAGGUGACCGGGUGACAGAAGCGUCACCUAGAAGUGUUGCAGGAAUGGGGACUGGGAUAAUGCGAGUGGCCACAGAGAAGCCUGUGAGCCAGGAUGGGGUUCGGGUGUUUGGACGAGAGGGCCAGGAGUUACGGGCCUACCAGUGCGAGCACUGCCGGGUGCUCUUCCUGGACCAUGUCAUGUACACCAUCCACAUGGGUUGCCAUGGAUACAGAGAUCCAUUGGAGUGCAACAUCUGUGGUCACCGCAGCAAAGACAGCUAUGAGUUCUCCUCUCACAUAGUCCGUGGUGAACACACCAUCCAGUAAAAGGAUGGGUGGGAAUUUAGGGAAAGACAAAAGGAAGGAAAGGAGCAAUAGCCUGAUAUCCGUCCUUACCCUCAGGCAUCUGAGACUGCACAGUUGAAGGGCACUGUAGACAAGUGUAGCACAAUCAUAGCAGAUACUUAUUUUAAGCUAAUUAUGUGACUCUGGACAGUUGAACAAUCAUAUGAAGGUAUGGGCCAAAGACAUAUUUUCUACAUAUUUCAUUGAGAUUAAUAAAGAAGAAGGAAGGUGAGUUGUUUUGUUUUCUCGCAAAAUGUUCAUGAAUUGUUUAACAGAGCAGCUGUCAAACUACUUAAACUAGUUUUUCAUUUUAGUCUUAUUUGGAAAGGUCUCCUGUUGUGCUUGUCUUGUCAUCGUGGUUUUGUUACAGAAGUAAAGAAUGCUUACAAAUGCAAUGUCAUGUGUUAAAUACAAUGUCAUAUUUAACACAAGGCAGAGGUAAAGACUUCAGAUAUUCUCUAAGUUAAUUAAAUAAUAAUAAUACAAUUCAUGAUUUAUGUCAUGGACAUAAUAACAGUAUGUAUUUAAUUGGCCCACUUAGUAUGGCAUAUCACACAGGACCCAUGUAGUUUUAUUUUUCUUUCUUGUUUAUGAUAUUGCCAAGGCCUAAUAAUGCUUGUUUUUCCUCAUGAAAAAUGAUGGUACACAUAUUGUCAUGGUCAACUGGUGCUGUAUGUUCUAGCUGCAAGCAACUUGAUGUCCAUUUGGACUUGAUUGCCACCAGUGGUGUGGUUGUCUCUGAUUGUAGGCUAUCUACCGUAUCUGCAGCUGUAGACAUUUGACUUGCCAUCAUCUUCAGAAUUAGGUUGUGGUUUAGUAUUGCUGCGUGUAUUUGCAUAGUUUCCAUGGAUUAGCAUACAUAGAUUACUUCCAAAUUUGUAGAAAUCAAGCUUACUUUAGACUUUACUGUGGACCCCCAAUAAUGGAUACAAUAACAAAUGCAUUUAAUUGAGACAUUUCCCUUUUAGUACUGUAAAUAAAUGUGAAGGGAACUUGUAGGCUAUGAAUCCAUGAAGAGAAGUGUUAAUACGAGUGUAUUGAAUGUGUCAAUAAACACAAAUACAAAAUAGAUUUACAGAUGCAUAUCACACAUUGUACAUGGCGGUAGGCUAAUCACAAAUGCAUUUUCCAACCCACUAACACAUGCAAAUAAAUGUUACAUAUAUAGAAUGCAUUUAAAACAAUUCAUGUUCCUUUAAUUAAUACCUAAUUUGUGAAGCUGGUGAAGUUUAAAACAAAAUCAGACGACACCCAAAAGCUAAUGCUAAAAGGCUACGUAGCCUGCUGAUAACAGAAAACUACCUCUUAACAACCACUUUGUAAGAUUCAGCCAAUGUGAUAGCCUUCUUUAAUACACUUCGACUGCAGUUAUAUAGAAUAAAAGGGCUGUUUUUUGUCUUUGCUACACUUGAGUAGUGGACCAGCUAUGCUAAACACCAAUGCUAGUGAAGCUAGCUAGCUAAGUAGCCUACAAACCUCUCACAAAAUCCUAUCAAUGUUUUAGACUAUCAAUUGCUUAGUGUUUACUUACACCACUCGUUUUUGAACUAUCAGGGGCUGGUAAAGCACUUCCAUACCACUACUAGCUCAGAGAAAGAAGACCACCAACUUCCUGUGGCUGACUUGUAUGUUUUGUAAUUUUAAAAGACAAAAUUCCAAACUAUUUGGAAAAAAUAUAUAUAAUACUAGUUUAUUCUAUAAAUAUAUCAAAAAGACUGCAUUUUUAAAAUGGCUACAUGUGUAAUCAAAUCCGCAUGCAGAUAGGGAAACAAAUUACAAACAUUUUACAAUCAUAUGCACAAGAAGCAUUUCCAACCCAAGUUUAAAUAUAAUGCAUUUAGAGUUCAUUCUAAUACAAUUAUAAAAUAUGCUCUUAAGAUUGUCAUAUACAUUUGUAAAUCUAUAUAUUUCUAUCUCAUGAAACUGCAUUUGUUGCUUGUAUUUGGACUUGUUACUCUCCACAGUAGUCAGCCUCUGUUCAGUUUGCACUUACAAGGUAAAACUAUUGAUUAUGAAGCAAAGUUACAAUGAAAGGAAAACAAGGAAGUAAACAAUGCUUAGCCUAAUGGAAUUUAUCAGCCCAGUGGCCCUAAAAAGGUAAAUAUUUUUCUCUCAUCUGCUAAGCUAAUGCGUAUUUCGCACAAAUAGCUGGCCACUUACAUGUUUCCCUGACUGUUCCUAUACAAAAUUAUUCGAUCCUGGUGACUCAUGAGUUGUGUUUCCUGCAGUUUGAGCACACAGUUAGAUUCCUUAACGAGUAUUAUAGUUAGUUUGAAACUGGCAGACUUACACAUUGACAGAGGGUGGUAGCUGUUUUCAUUUUGAUGACUUAAAAUGAUGCUUUAUGGCAAUGGGUACCAAAGAGAUAAAGGAGGCUAAAGAUACUUUACUGCUUUAGGCUUCUCUUUUUGAUCUAAGCCACUUUGUGCUUUAGGCUGGAUGGCUGUGUGUAUGUAUAUAUAAUUGUUGUGCUUUUUUGGGGGUAGGG